AUGAGGGUAGCUCCAAGUACCAAGGAAAAACAGAGGGUACUCGCAAGUACCAAGGAAACAGAAGGUCGCUCCAAGUGGACCGAAAGAAAAACAGAGGGUAAACUCCCAAGUACCAAGGAAAACAGAGGUAGCUCUCCAAGUACCACGAGUAAAACAGAGGUAGCUCCAAGUACCAAGGAAAAAGCAGAGGUACACCACGUACCAGGAACAACAGAGGUAGCUCCAAGGGACCAAGGAAAACAGAGGUUUCCCACGAACAUAAACGACCCGAAGGACGUCUACAACAUAGAAGACACCACAAGUUCAAGAGCAUUCUAUAACUUACUGAAGAGUGUUGUGAAGUGGCAGGACAUGCCAUCGUCACAACCUAGCUUGUUCACCAUGUUGCACGAUGCUUUGCAAAUUAGUGAUGUUUGUCAGCUGCAUCAGUCACCACAGCAGCUGAUGAAUGGUCUCCACCAGCUGGUGGCAGUUGCACAAGCACGAGGAUACAUCAUGCUAGAGUUUGCUUGGAUGAUACUCAGAGUACACAAUGAGGGUAAUUUCACAGCAGAACAUGAAGUCUCAGAGCAACUGUACCUACAAUAUUCCGAUGACAUUUUAAGGGAAGCAAAGCGAGUGAUUGCUGAUGAAUCACGGGGUUUCUACAGGUGUGACCCGUCUGAACAUAUUGAGGGUGAAACCUACGUUCAACUUACUGAGCUUCUGCAGGGUUACGUAGAGAAUGAAGUGGACAUGAGCACAGAUGGGUCUUGUUCACAGAACUGUGCAUAUUAUCAGCAUGCUAAGAGUGAAGGCUGCUACAUACAUGAAAUCCAGUACUGUGGCAAGAGACGUCGAUGUAUGGGUACCCUUCAUGACUGCCAGUAUAACCAUGCAUAUUCCGGUAUAUGCCAUUCCAGGAAGUUAUACCGUCGAUAUGAGUCCAUCAAGUAUGGUAAUGGUAUUCUGCUGGGGUCAUCUGAACCUUGUAGUGGGUCUGUCAUCAAGGUAAAUUCCUGGUGGAGAUUCUGGUAUCACUGUUCCUACUGUUUCUGCCUUUGUGAUGAUGGCAGUUCACCCACCACCGACAGAUACAUCAGUCUUGUAUCCGCUCUCAGCGACACCAGAAACAAUAUGGUGGUGACUGGAGUCCAGUUUACCAAGCAAAGAAAAGUUGUACAUAUCCAGGUACAGCAAGGUCAAGCCCUUCCACAAGGACUUGUCAACAUGUCUACUGUAGACUGGGUAGACGUAGAACCCGUCAACUUGAUCAG
Molecule: messenger RNA, 1256 nt
Organism: Cherax quadricarinatus
Lineage: Eukaryota; Metazoa; Arthropoda; Malacostraca; Decapoda; Parastacidae
Source: RefSeq, a predicted model, not a curated record